Messenger RNA from Batrachochytrium dendrobatidis JAM81, 747 nucleotides. Its product is annotated as riboflavin synthase. The transcript is spliced from 3 exons. Gene Ontology annotation, molecular function: riboflavin synthase activity. Lineage: Eukaryota; Fungi; Chytridiomycota; Chytridiomycetes; Rhizophydiales. The record is from RefSeq and is a predicted model, not a curated record. Bases 1 to 747 code for a protein of 248 amino acids. Gene Ontology annotation, biological process: riboflavin biosynthetic process.
AUGUUCACUGGGAUUGUGGAAACAGUGGGCGUAGUAUCUGCAAAAGAUGUCAUGGACACAUCAGAAACUGGAGGAAGUGGAUAUUCUAUUACUGUUUCUGAUGCUUCAGUGGUUCUCACUGACGUUCAUAUUGGUGACAGUAUUGCCAUCAAUGGUGUUUGCAUGACAGUCACCGAGUUUGAUUCAGAGAGAACAUCAUUCAAGGUCGGUGUUGCUCCUGAAACACUUCGUAAAACCAACUUGGGAGAAUUCGAGGUUGGUCAUAAAGUCAAUCUGGAACGAUCCAUGUCUGCAACUACAAGAUAUGGAGGUCAUGUUGUUCAAGGACAUGUUGAUACUACCGUAACGAUAACUAGAAUCACUCCUGAUCCACCCAAUUCCAUCACAUACAGGUUUCAUGUGCCUGCUUGCACUCCGUCUGCUGGAGAAUCCUCACAUCUUCCUUCAACCGAUUUCCUUCAGUACAUUGUUCCCAAGGGAUACGUUUGUCUGGAUGGUACCUCGUUGACCGUGAUCGAUGUGGAUUGGUCCACCCGCGAGUUCUCCGUCAUGUUGAUUGCCCAUACGCUCAAAUCUGUCGUCAUGCCCACUAAAUCUAUUGGUGAUCGUGUCAAUAUCGAGGUGGAUCAGGUUGGCAAAUAUGUCGAGAAUAUGGUGCGUGGAAUGCUAAUGAGCGAAAACAAUACCGUUUUGGCACCCAUGAUUGAACGUGCCGUUGAAAAAUAUCUAUCCAAAUCUCAUCAAUAG